Molecule: messenger RNA, 3134 nt
Organism: Penaeus indicus
Lineage: Eukaryota; Metazoa; Arthropoda; Malacostraca; Decapoda; Penaeidae
Exons: 4
Coding region: 219-3134 (971 amino acids)
Molecular function (GO): protein binding
Source: RefSeq, a predicted model, not a curated record
CAUCAUGGUGGUGUCUCGCUGUUCUUGUUCUCCUGGCUCUCACCGCCAUAACAGCAGCGGAACAGAGUGAACAGGAUGAACAGCAGAGUCACGAACAACAACAGCCGAAGGAGGAGGAUGUAAGCGUGGAAGAAGAAGAAGGAGGAGGAGAAGAAGAAGGGAGAGGAGAUAGGGAAGAGGAAGAGGUGGGGAUCAGAAGCGACCCGGCAGAGGGAGAAAUGGCGUCGUCUUGCCCCUCCUCCUGCUUCUGCGAGACUGAGGCCGGCUACGCGACGUGCGUGGGCGACAGCCAGUGGGCGCCGCCCGCGCUGCCGCCCGGCCUCACGCGCGUGGAGCUGCGCAACUUCCUGGUGCCGGAGCUGGGCGCCGCGCAGCUGCGGCCGCUGCCCGACCUGCGGGAGCUGCAGCUGAACCAGUGCAACCUGUCGCGCCUGCUGGACGACGCCUUCGGCCGCCUGCCGCAGCUGGAGCGCCUCGACCUGUCCGAGAACCAGCUGACGCGCCUCGGGCCCGACGUGUUCACGGGCCUGGCGGCGCUGCACCACCUGGACCUGUCGGCGAACCGCCUGGCCAACCUGACGCGGCCGUUCACGCACCUGGCGUGGCUGCAGCACCUCAACCUCAAGGACAACAACCUGACGACGCUGACGCACGACACGUUCCAGGGGCUGGACCGCGUGCAGUACGUCAACCUGGACGGCAACCUGAUCGCGUCGGUGGACGUGGCGGCGUUCCAGCACCUGACGGGGCUGGCGCACCUCAUCCUGUCCAACAACCCGCUGUCGUCGCUCGCCACGCUCGACUUCUUCGGCUCGCGCCUGCAGUACAUCGACGUGUCCAACAUCGGCAUCGCGCGCGUGCCGCAGGCGCUGACGCAGUUCGUGCGCGACCUGCGGCUGGCCAAGAACGCCAUCAGGGAGAUCCACCGCGGCGACCUCGACUCCUACCCGUACCUGGGCCUGCUCGUGCUCGACGACAACGGCCUGCAGCUGCUGGAGGAGGACGCCCUGGGCCGCCACGAGUACCUGGCGCGCCUGUGGCUCAACGGCAACAGCCUGCAGGCCGUGCCGCUGUCGCUGCCGCCGGCGCUGCGCGCGCUCUACAUCGAGGAGAACAUGAUCGCGGGCCUUCGCGAGGGCGACUUCCGCGGCCUGGCCAGCCUCGAGCAGCUGUUCCUGCGGCGCAACCACAUCGCCAGCGUCGCCGACUGCGCCCUCUGCGAUCUGGUGAGCCUCAAGACGCUGGACCUGCAGGCCAACCGCCUGACGACGCUCGCCGGCAGGGUGUUCUCGCGCCUGGCCAGCCUCGAGACGCUCGACCUGUCGCAGAACCCGCUGCUGGCGCUCGACGCCGCCGUGUUCGCCGGCCUGACGUCCGUGCGCGUCCUGCAGAUGUCCCGCGUCCACUCGGACAACGUGACGGUGCCCGAGACGGCCUUCGACCCCCUCAAGGGCCUCCAGAUCCUCGAGAUGUACGGCUCGCCGCACCUCGUCGCCCUCAUCCUCAACUCCACCAGGAUGCUGCACUCGCUCAGGGGCGUCCGCGAGCUCAACCUCAUGCACAACGACCUCAAGGCGCUCAGGAACGACUUCCCCGCGUUCUUCCCCAAGCUGCAGGUUGCAAAGUUCAGCGGCAACACUUGGGACUGCACCAGCCCGAGCAAGAUUCUGUGGAUGAAGAGGUGGAUGGUCGCUCGCUCGCCGGUCACUUUCUAUCGCUCGUACAGCAUCAGGUGCUCGUCGCCGGCGUACUUGGGCUACAAACCCGUCAUUCUGUUGGAGAGCUCCGACUUCCUCAACGCCAGUACGUCUGUCAGUCCUCCUUCUACAACUACAGCCACAACCACUACUACAACAACAACAAUUACAACCACAACUGCAGCCAGCACUACUCUUGCCACAGCCGCUCCUGUCAUCGUCCUGAGUUCCGGGGAGGAGCCCGCGGGCGCCCACGACGUCACGAGCGCGGACGCCGUCGCGAGGACGUCGGCGCGAGCCACGACGCCGAUGCCGGACCUCGCCGUCCUCACGCGCAGGGACAGCAACUCGCCCAUCAUCGGCGUCGCCCCGUUCAUGGCGCGCCCCAAGCCCGCCCCCAAGAGGGUCCCGGCGACGACUGGAGCCCCCGAGACUGCCACCGGGGCCCCGGCGACGACUGCUGCCCCGGCGCCCUCCACUAUAGCCCCCGAGACGACCACCGGCGCUCGUGAGGCUACGACGGGAGCCCCAGAAACCUCCUCGGCGGCAGCCCCUGGCGCCACCGAAGGCCCUGCCCCCCCCUUCGUCCGCAGCACGACCGAGGCGCCCCCUGCGGCCCCCACCUCGCCCGCGGCCGCCGCCACCGAGCGGGCGAGCGAGGCGCCCGUGGCUAGCACGCCCACCGCGCCCUCUCUCGCGCCGGCGGGCGGCCCCGGCUCCUCGCCCAGCCCGAGGGACGGCGCCACGCGGGCGUCGCCCGAGAGCGCCACGAAGGCCUCGUCGCCGCCCUACUGGGUCAUCCACAACCGCCGGCCGCCGCAGGAGCCGGCGCGGCCGCCGCCCCGCCCGAGGGACGGCGCCACGCCGCGCAAGAAGUGGCGGCGGCCGCUCAAGGACGCCCGCCCCAGGACGCCGGACGCUAAGACGCGGGCGGCCGACGCGCCGGGGGGCGUGGGCGGCGGCACCGGGGCGCCUCCGCGCCACCGAGCCGCCCACAAGAAGGAGCUGUGGAUCUUCCGCGGCGACGGCACGCACGGCCUGGGCGGGCCGCCGCUGCCCGUGGGCGUGAGCGACGGCCGCGUCAGCGACGGCGCCGUGGUGGGCGCGGGCGUGGUGGCGUCGUGCGUGGGCCUGGCGCUGCUGGUGGGCGGCCUCCUGCUGGCGCGCGGGCGCGGCAAGGCGGCCAGCCCGCUGUGGGCGGCGUCGUCGUCCUACUGGCGCCAGGGCGGCGACGACGACGUGGUGAUGGCGGUGGGCAUGGGCGGCGCGGGCGGCGGCCUCGUCACCGAGUCGGAGGGCACCGUGGGCGUGCUCACCGAGACGCACCGCGGCCUCAACAACCGCCUGUACCUCCUCCUGCAGCGGGACUCGGCGACGGGCAUCACGCCCGAGUCGCUGCCCGACCCGCGCGCGCUCCCCCCCGCGCCCCCGCACUGA